AAAACAAAAGGAUAAAGACCGAUACACCUCUAAGGUAUAGGCAAAAGAAAAGAAAUUGAAGAUCACAUUCUUCAUCUAUCAAGCACUAUGUCUCGCCCUGCACACGGAAGACCAGAAUACCAUAAAAUAAACAAAGAUCUCUUCGUCCUCACCUAUGGAGCUCUGGUUGCCCAACUGUGUAAGGAUUAUGAAAAAGAUGAAGAUGUGAACAAAUAUUUAGAUAAAAUGGGUUAUGGCAUUGGAACGAGGCUUGUGGAAGACUUUUUGGCCAGGUCCUGCGUGGGAAGAUGCCACAGUUAUUCAGAAAUUACAGACAUAAUUGCCCAGGUUGCUUUCAAGAUGUACUUGGGAAUUACGCCCAGUGUGACCUGUAACAAUUCAAGCAGAAAUGAAUUUUCCCUAAUUCUAGACAAGAAUCCUCUGGUGGAGUUUGUGGAAGAGCUCCCUGCUGGGCGAUCUUCUCUGUGCUACUGCAACUUGCUCUGUGGGAUUAUCAGAGGUGCCCUGGAAAUGGUUCAUUUGGCUGCUGAUGUUACAUUCUUGCAAGACAGACUAAAAGGCGACAGUGUGACAGAAAUAGGAAUAACAUUUCUAAAAAAGCUAGAUGAGAAAAAAUAUAGACGGAAAAAAUGAAGACUAUCAUGCAAAAUGCCUUUGGGUGGCAAGUUGAGGAGUUAAUAUUAGUUAAACAUGUAUAGCCAUAGAAACUUUGAAUUGCUUAAUAGCAUGUGCUGUGAAAGGCUUAUAAAUCAGCCAGAUAUUUGAAAUGCAGGGCAUGAGGAUUUAAAGAUUUUUUCUUUUGCUUAUAAAUCUCACAUUUUCAAUUUCGUGUCCACAAGAUUUCACAUACAAAUAACUCCUUAUAAGAUAGCAAGCAUGAAUUCCACACAUUACGGAAUCCAUCCUCAGAGAGUCUAUUCAUUUCAUUUCCUUAUGGUAAUGAAGAAAAGGAACUACCAAUACAAACAGUUGGUGUAUUUAUCUUUCAAUGGCAAAAUGGAUGAAAUAAUCACAGCGGAGUUCACUGUAGAUAGUUCCUAUAUACUGUACAUUGCAUUCCUUAUAUUUGAUAGAAACAGUUCCAU
Molecule: messenger RNA, 1085 nt
Organism: Propithecus coquereli (Coquerel's sifaka)
Lineage: Eukaryota; Metazoa; Chordata; Mammalia; Primates; Indriidae
Gene: TRAPPC3L
Product: trafficking protein particle complex 3-like
Exons: 5
Coding region: 88-633 (181 amino acids)
Biological process (GO): endoplasmic reticulum to Golgi vesicle-mediated transport; intra-Golgi vesicle-mediated transport
Cellular component (GO): cis-Golgi network membrane; TRAPP complex; cytosol
Source: RefSeq, a predicted model, not a curated record